UGAAAAGCGCGUGCUCGGUGCAGAGCUGUAACGUGUUGUAACAGGACCGACUCUCCCAGUACAAAUUCCACAUCUGUAACUGACUGAGAGUCCCGGUGGCUUUUAACCCUUUUAGCUCGUUUGUAAUAGUAUAGCCGAGUGUGUGUGUGUGUGUGUGAGUGAGUGUGUGUGUGACUGAGCAAAAGGUGAGAUCUGCACAAUGCUGGGCGCGUCGCGGAUUCUGGAAAAGGGGCCCGAGUACCUGAGGAAGCAGAUGGAGCUGGAGCGCGAGAGCAACGGGCGCGCGAGCGCAGCGGAGAGGCUCGCGGCUACCAAGCCUAAGUACGUCAAGAGCCCACAGGUGACGAGUUCACCCUCCGGCCCGGAGCCGGUUACCGGGACAGGUUCCCCCUGUGGCCGAGGGUCCACCGAGCGGAGCGCACCUGCUUCCGGGACACCUGCUUCCGAACAGGAAGGAAACUCCGUGAAGAGGAACAGCUCCAAGAAGCGACCGGACUCGAUCUUACUGUACAGACAGAAGUGCGACCUGCAGAGAGGAUCACCGGGAGGGAUCUACCGGCGCAAACGGACAUUACUCAAAUCCCUGAGAGAGAGAAACAGCGCGGGCGCUCCGGUCUCCGCGGGUCAGAGCGCUGAAAGUUCCUCCGACUCGGACCAGCCUCACGCGGACAAGGACGAUCAAGAUCAAGAUCAAGACAACGAUAAGGAUAACGGCCCGGUGCGGCGGCGCCCCGAGCGCGUGAACGUGGCGAGGAGAGCCAUUGCAGGAGGAGGGUCCGAGUCGGAGCGCGCGAGGAAGGGGGUGUCGCGCUCGCACUCUGACAUCAGCUCGCGCUACUCCAAAAACUUCGCCGAUUUCGACGCGUUUUUUAAAUACUGCGGCCUCGAGAGCGACGUCCUGGAGUCCCUGGGCAAAGAAAACUUCUCCUCGCGCUCGGAUGAGCGUGAGCUUUCCUACGCAAAGAUCCGGAGCGUAAGCAUGGCUAUGUCAGACAGUGAGAUUUCACACGCCAGCGGUGACAUUGAUGGGCUUCAAGAGGAAGAAGUGAAAGAGACUCGCCAACAAGGUUCAUCCGUGAUAGAGCGCAACGCUCGAGUGAUCAAGUGGCUGUACAGCUGCAGAAACGCAAGUCAGUCUGGGAAAACGUUGCGAGAUCUGGAUUAGUCACAAAAUCCUGAACACCUUUGAACACUAAUACCAGGUAGUAAUGCAGUACUGGCAUGUUUGCUGUGUACUCGUGAAGAAAUGGAGAUGUGUCAUAGACCGUCUUCAGCUCCGUGACGUUUUCAUGCUAAGAGCAUAAAUGAGAAACAUUCUACCCUGCACUUUUAUCGACCAGAUAUCUUGUUUUCUGUUCGCUCACAACACCAAGGUUUGUCAAUUCACAGGUCCUAGAUAAAUGCUGCAUUCGAGCUGACGUUGCAACUUGUAAUUCCCUGCCUACAACUAGUAAAAGCCACAGAAAACGUCCCCUCAACUUGCAAUUUCAACUCGUCAAAUUGGGGUCGUCUUCUCAACUACCAGUUCCUUCCCCUGUUUAGAAAGUGAGGUCAACUCAACAUGGCCGCUCACUGUGAACAGUGUUAAGUGCCCCUCCUCUACAUUUAAAUGAGGUUAUAGCUGUACUAGCUUUAGAUCAGUUAAUAUACAGAUACAGUACUUGGUUAAAUCUAUAACAUUGGCCAUACUAAUCACUGUUUUGAGAGGGCAAUCAUCAACAUUAGAGUUAUCACUCAUAUAUCUGUUGUUAGCCGGCUAGCUUGUUGCUAAGCUACUGCUGUUGUCCGCUGUUGUUGCUGUGCUGCGAUUUCAGUCCAAAAUGUUGCACGAAUGUUUGAAGUUCACUAUAGUAGAACAGCACCAAUAGCCACUCAGGCCUGUAACUGUAAAAGUGUGGUUAAAGUAGCAGAGCAAACAAAAUACACACUUUCGUGGAGACCUGCUACCACGAGCGAGUAUCUUUCACAUCCCCUGUUCUUUCCCCUUCAGUGAAUCUGCUUUUCCGCCUGGUGAAUUUUAUUCACGUUUGGGCUGAAAAAAUAUGAAAACCUGAAAAACUGAAAAGUGAACUUUUCAGGUGUCUCCCAGGUCAAAAAUCGUAAAUCCUAUGACUAAACCCUAGAUGUUGGUACCUCUGCUGAUAAUUUAACACAUAUUUUGUUAGAGAUAUCUAUAUUUUUUUAAGAAGCUUCGGAAAUAACACCACUCGUCUGUUAUUUGGACAUCUGCCCUCUUUGUAACUCCAGUGCUGCGCGUUUCCUCUUUCUCAGUAUUUUUUUUAAAGGGAACGUGGUUCCACAUAUGUCUUAAUUUAUCAAAAAUGAUGUCAGAAUCUCAUUAACACAAAGUAUUUUCAUAUUGUAUCAGAGUGUAACAGUGUACAGGAACAAAAUACUAGUAUAUACCAGUGUAUAUAUUUAUAGAUGUGUGUGUGUUAUUUCCUGUUCAACAAUUUUAGGUCUUCCUGUGUGGCAAAAGUCUUAGGCCACCUAAGAAAAUGUCAUUUAUGCCGUUUAGCCUGACAGCAACCAUAGCUUGAAAAAAUACUAUAUAUCAAUAGGAAGAAGUAGAAAUAAAUAUGAAUAUAUAAAUAAUUACAUGGAUUUAUUAAAAUCACACAGUUAUAUAGAGGUUUCUAUCAACUACAGUUAGGUCUUAAUUAUGGUUACAGUGAGGUUUGUUAAUAAAUAAGGAAUAAAACACUUAGGGGGGUGUGCUGUUAUAGGAAAAUAAUCAAUGAUGGGGUGGUGUGAUGUGGCUGAGGAUUAUUUUCCUAUGAGGGCAUUCCUGGAGUGUUUUCUUCCUCUUAUACUACAGCAAUUUGUCAACAAGAGUGAAAUAUCAUUCUUUGUAUCUGCUUAUAGCUACAUUUGAUCUUGUUUAAUGUCCACAGGACAAGUUAGUUCCUGUUAUCACUUACGCUAGAAGCCAGAAACUCUCAUUCCUUCACCAGCCUCGCUGUUUUCCUCUCUCUCUCAUGUUACUAAGAAACCAAGCGCAUAGCUGUCUGUCAUGAAGACUUUUUUUUAUGCCAGUAACUUACUGACUGUUACACAAAAAGCUGAAACUGGAGACUCCUUCCAUAAAGGUUCAAUAAACAACUCCUUACAGAAAGCGUCACUAUAUUAAAAAAUAUACGCUCUUCUUUGUUAAAUCACAGUUUUUAAAAUGUGUUUAGAUUCUGUGGAGCGUCUGCAAUACAAGACUCUGUGUAAGUUGUUACUAUGGAAAUUUUAGAACAAAUGCAUUAAAAUAAACCUGUGAUUUGAAUUAGAGCCAGCACUACUGUCAGAGCUGCUGUUAUAGAAUAUUAAUCAACACCUUCUGACCAAUCAGAUUCGAGAAUUCAAGGGCACUGUGGUAUAAUACGUUUUACGACAUCCUCUACAUCAGUGUGCAACUAGCCCGCCUAAGAGACUCCUCACACUGAUGCCUUUCUCAACAACUCUUCUUCUGAUAUACCUUUGUGAAUGAAAAAAAAACUUCAGUAUGGACUCAUUGUUCCAUAAGACUUCUUCUGCUUCUGCUAGCUGGUCAUGCUUUAUGCACUUUCUUCUUAUUCCAGUGUACUACAGUCUCUUUUUCUUUGUAUUUCUGCAUAAAAUGCUUCAUAUCUGCAACUCACACUGCAAGAUGUCUUCUCAUGCUUUAUAUUAAUUUGCAUUUAUUGUAAUAUUAUAAAGAUUUUUUUAAUUAUUACAGCCAUUAAAAUGAAAGCAGCACUUAAACAUGUACUACUGCCACGAGUUGCUUUAAACAUAAUUUUCUUGCAAACACAAGUGAACUGCUGUUCAGUGGAUGUUUUUUGUUUUUCGCACCACUCAGUGUAAACCCUAGAGAAAAUCUCAGGAGAUCAGCAGUUUCUGAAAUACUCAAACCAACAACAACAACCAUGCCACGGUCAAAGCCACUGAGAUCACUGAGAUUUUUUUCCCCUGAUGUUUGAGGUGGACAUGGUCUGAAGCUCUUGACCUGUAUCUGCAUGACUCUAUACACUGCUGCAGUGCGCUCCUGCCACGUGAUUGGUUAACUGGAUAAUUGCAUGAAUGAGCAGGCGUACAGGUGUUCCUAUUAAAGUGGCCGGUGAGUGUGUAUAAUAAGCAUGAAAUUGCUUUGUGCACGUAUCAUACCUCUGCUACGCUUUAUGUUGUUUGGUGAACUAUAUCAUCUCCUGCUUUGUCUUUCUACAAAAAAGGCUUUUUCGCUGCAGCACACUCUACAAGACUUCUUCUCAUACCCCAAGCUUUCAUUUUUGGUGCCAGACGCUGAGCAAACAUUUGACUGCGUUUUCUUUCUGCCCAUUAAGGAAAUGACCUUUAAAAUCCACAGCUUUUGGCUCUUCCACUGCGUUUUCUGUCUUCAAAUUACCCACCUUUUUUUAAAGUCUUUAUGUCAGUUAAAUUCACUGAGCUCUUAAGGACAUAUCUAUCAGUAUGUCAGCUUAGCUAUUUAACAAAUACUUGGAAUAAAUAACGACCUUUUGCUGAGGUUUGGCCAAAAAUAAAGUGCUCUGGUCACGUCAUAAAAUACCGAUAGCUGGAAAAUGUGAAAAAUCCUUGUUACUUUUAUUGCAUGAAUGUCAUAUAGCUUUUUAUUUUGAAUAUAAAGAAAUCAGCACUUCCUAGCCAAAUAAGCUGUUAUACACACUGUUUUCUUUUUUUUCAAGACUUUUGCACUAAAUAUAUGUCUAACACUAAACAUGAUUUUACGUUGGACACUGCAAAACUAGACAACUAACAGACUGAAGUUCAACACACAGUAAUUUUGUGUCUCUGGAAUAUGGAAGAAUAUGACCCUGCAUGAACGGUGUUUACUUUUACAUUGCGUAAUAUCUGUUGAGGAAGAAAGAAAGCCCAGCCCAUGUGUGUGCUCACACCUACACGAUUAUACAUAAAGACUUACUUGGCACUUGUACUGACACUGUUCAUCGACACUGUUUGGUUUACACUAUUUAAAUGCAAAAGUAAUGUGUUGCUAAAAUUUUCAUGACUGAACAUGCUUUGAAAUAAAUCCCACAGUGAACACAA
Messenger RNA from Pangasianodon hypophthalmus (striped catfish), 5028 nucleotides. It is a transcript of the gene fam110c, whose product is annotated as family with sequence similarity 110 member C. The record is from RefSeq and is a predicted model, not a curated record. The transcript is spliced from 2 exons. The coding region runs from base 200 to 1165 and encodes 321 amino acids. NCBI's taxonomy places the organism in Eukaryota, Metazoa, Chordata, Actinopteri, Siluriformes, Pangasiidae.